Molecule: messenger RNA, 2127 nt
Organism: Erinaceus europaeus (western European hedgehog)
Lineage: Eukaryota; Metazoa; Chordata; Mammalia; Eulipotyphla; Erinaceidae
Product: H-2 class I histocompatibility antigen, Q10 alpha chain-like
Exons: 8
Coding region: 766-1923 (385 amino acids)
Biological process (GO): immune response
Cellular component (GO): external side of plasma membrane
Source: RefSeq, a predicted model, not a curated record
CUAUUGAAACCAUUGUCCUGAAAAUGGUCAGAAUUCAGGGUUUCUGUGAACCUGCACAGGAAACAUAACCUUUAUUUUCUCCACCUUGUUGCUGAAAUGCAUCUCUCUUCUUGUGGUAAAGGGAGGUCACAGGGCUCAGUAGGAUUUGCAGGGACUUUGUGUCCCCAGCAGAAGUCACAGGUGUUUCCGGAACAUCUGCAGUUUGUGUAGGUGCCUGCCCUGAGUUUCUGGAACAGGAACAUUACCUCUGUGGCCAGGGGCCUGCAGCAGUUAGGCAGAGGCAGUUAUCUCGAUUUUAUCAUCAUCAUUUGCGCAUAGCUUUUCAGAAGAAGAAGAAGGAGAACAAGGCUGGAGCCAGGCUGCAGGGGUCAGUUCCAGUUCUGGGCUUGGGACUCAGCUGGAGUGGUUCUGGGCAGAGUCUACAUGGUAAAAGGCAGAGUGGGGCUGAUCUGGGGCCAAUACUGGGACCUGGGGAGAUCAAGUGGAGUGCGUUCAGGCCAGACAAUCUUUCAGGGGCCACACCUUGUGGACUGUGGACUGUGGACUGUGGAAUGUGUACUGUGGGCUGUGGAAUGUGUACUGUGGAUUGUGUUCACUCCUUGGCUUCUGAGCUGCCAAAGACAGUCCUAGUGUUGGUGAAAGACAGGACACCAGCUUACAGCGAAGUCAGACUUCAAGAAAAUUGACAUCCUGGAGCAGCAUGAGAGACUGUGGCCCUGGGGUCUUAGGACACCUGGGAGACCCUGUGCUGGACUGCUGUGGCCAAUGCUGCUGCUGUGUGGACUAUUGUCUCAGUGUGCGGCAGAGAGUCUCUGGAGGCUACCUUCUGUGGAGGAUGACCCAACUUACUCAGCAAAGAUAGCAAUAGCCGAAUUGGCUGACUUGAAGUUUGACAGUAAGCCAUGGCCUGGAGGAACACAUACCCUCUACUACCACUAUCUGGCCUUGUCAGAGCCAGUACCCCACUUGCCUCAGUUCAUGGCUGUGGGCUACAUGAAUGACCAGCCCUUCAUCAAGUUUGACAGCCAUGAAGGCAGAGCCAAGCCUCAGGCCCCAUGGAUGGAAGCGAUGGAUGCCCAGUACUGGGAGAAGGAGACCCAGAAGCAACAGGGCUGGGCAUUGUUGCAACCAAAGGGGAUAUGGAGAGUGAUGGGGUAUUACAACCAUAGUGGAGGCAUACACAGCACUCACUUCAUGAUUGGCUGUGAGAUCCAGGAGGAUGGCAGCUCCAGAGGCUUCUGGCAGUUUGGCUAUGAUGGGGAGGACCACCUGACACUGGACAUGGACACUCAGAGCUGGGUUCCAGGUCAUCCCUUAGCCCUGCAGACCAAGCGCUGGUGGGAUCAGAAGCCCUGCUAUGCUGAGUAUGACAAGGCCUACCUGGACAAGCUCUGCCUCCCUUCCCUGCACAGGUACCUGGAACUGGGAGGCCACAGCCUCACCCGCAAAGAGCUGCCCACAGUGCAGGUGACAAGGCACUUGGCCCAGGAUGGAGACGCCACGCUGAGGUGCUGGGCACGGGGCUUCUACCCCCGGGACAUCUCUGUGAGCUGGUGGCUGGGCGAGGAAGAGCUGAGCCAGGAGACCGAGUGGGUGGAGACACGGCCCAGCGGGGACGGCACCUACCAGACAUGGGCUGCUGUGAGGGUGCCUCAGGGGAAGGAGACUCAGUACAACUGCCGGGUGCAGCACUCUGGCCUGAGCCAGGUGCUGACUGUGGCCUGGGAAUCACCCUCUUCUGCUGGGCUCCUUGCCACAGUUAUCUCCAUCGUGGCCAUUGCCUUGCUGGCUGUGCUUGGUACUGUGUACUUUAUCAAAGUGAAGAGUCAAGCCAGGGGUAAUAAGGAUUCUUACCAGCAAGCCCCUGGUGACUGUGAGAUAGUAGGUGGAGAGGAAGCCCCAGCAGUGCACCCAGCCAUGUGAGAUGCCACAGAGCCCAGGAAGCAGGUGGAGAACCUUCAAAAUUUCUAAAGACCGGAAAGAAAGGGAACUGCUCUUCAUUGUCAAUUGAACAAUAAAAAUCAUACUGGAAGACUUUCAAUCCCCUUAUCACCAUAAGCCAGAUGUGAGCAUUGUAGCUGGUACAAUAAAUAAAUAAAUAAAUAAGCAAAUAAAAUCAUACUGGAA